This is a messenger RNA of Hippopotamus amphibius kiboko, 444 nucleotides long. RefSeq names its product ubiquitin-conjugating enzyme E2 D3-like. Gene Ontology annotation, biological process: ubiquitin-dependent protein catabolic process; protein polyubiquitination. Bases 1 to 444 code for a protein of 147 amino acids. Gene Ontology annotation, molecular function: ubiquitin conjugating enzyme activity. NCBI's taxonomy places the organism in Eukaryota, Metazoa, Chordata, Mammalia, Artiodactyla, Hippopotamidae. The transcript has a single exon. Gene Ontology annotation, cellular component: nucleus. The record is from RefSeq and is a predicted model, not a curated record.
AUGGCACUGAAACAGAUUAAGAAGGAACUUAGUGAUCUGGCACAUUUCCCUCCAGCACAAUUUUCUGCUGGUCUAGUUGAGGAUGAUAUGUUUCAUUGGCAAGCCACAAUUAUGGAACCUAAUGACAGCCCACAUCAAAGCAGUGUAUUCUUUUUGACAAUUCAUUUUCCUACAGAUUUCCUGUUCAAACCACCUAAGGUUUCAUUUACAACAAGAAUUUAUCAUCCAAAUAUUAACACUAAUGGCAUCAUUUGUCUUGAUAUUCUAAGAUCACAGUGGUCUCCUGCUUUAAGUAUUUCUAAAGUUCUUUUAUCCAUUUGUUCAGUGCUAUGUGAUCCAAACCCAGAUAAGCCCCUAGAGCCAGAGAUUGCAUGGAUCUAUAAAACAGACAGAGAUAAGUACAACAGAAUAUCUCAGGAAUGGACUCAGAAGUAUGCCAUGUGA